Messenger RNA from Closterium sp. Yama58-4, 738 nucleotides. The record is from the annotation of a GenBank genome assembly. Lineage: Eukaryota; Viridiplantae; Streptophyta; Zygnematophyceae; Desmidiales; Closteriaceae.
AUGGACCGACGAACUUCGUUCCUCUGCUUGUCGAUCUCCUUCCUGCUCUUCCUCUCCUCCUCGCCGCAAUUCACGCCGCGCGUGGCGGCGCAAGCGGGAUACUCCGGGCGGCUCGCUUAUCUGCGGAUCGCUGACGCGUUAAAGAGCAAGGGCUACUCGAUCGCGCUCGACGGUCUUGGCAUCUCGGGACUGAACGACACGCUGAUCAAGCUCCUCCCGACGAGAAACGUGACGAUUCUCGUCCCCACUAACGGCGCGUUUUACAAGCUGACGGCGGCGCCGUGGAAGGGGCUGAAAAAGACUCCCGACAAGCUCCGUCAGAUCCUCGCGUACCACACGCUGCGCACGCGGAUGCGCUUCUUGGAGAUUAAAGAGCUGUCGGUUGGAACCACGGUAAGGACGGGGCGGGCGGGGCGGUGGAGGAACGGUGGACGACGCGCUCUCUAUUUCCUUCUUCAUCCUCGCUUCCCCUCUCUUCAUUUCCCGCUUUCACCCUCUCUCUCCGUCCGAAACCACAUGUAUUUUCAACUCGCUCCCUCUCCCCCACAUCCCCACCAAUCGCAGGUCCCUACCCUAGACUUCGAGUUUACCAUGGCACGAAUCAAGGAUACGCGCCCGAUCAUGGGUGCCAAAGGGUCGAGAAUUGGCGCUUUGAUUAUCGACCCGAAUGUGUACUCAGAUCCGCGCGUGAUGAUUCACGGUGUGAACAUGGUGGUUAUGCCACCCAAGCUGUACUAG